AUGAAAGGCGUGGAGAAUACCUUGUCGCAGUCUGAGAGCGUGAACAGGGGCUACAAUGGGUGGAUGGGCAUGGAGAGCGAGACAAGUGCGCGUGCCACGCACAGCAGCGAGCAGAUGAUCUCUCUUGAGGAAUAUGUAAGGGAGAUGCUGCCGAUGCAUCUGCAGAAGCUGCUGAUGGAGCGAAUUAUCGAGGCUGAACAGACUGGGGCAGCGCAUACAAGUGUUUUUGCGGCGCCGACCGGGGUUGCGGCGCAAUAUCCGGCGAUGGGGCCGCCGAUGCUGCCGGGGCAGACGUUUUCGUCGAGGUCGUUUGCCGAGGGACUGGUAGUUGGUCAGCUGAGCGUGAUCGUCGUGCUGAUCUUCUUUAUUAAGUUCUUUAUCUUCAGCGACGGGCCGGCGAAGACGGGCGGCGGCGGCGGGUCGUCUGCUGAAAGCCGCAGCUCCGGAUUCACAGGUUCGCCGCUGACGUCGACCACCAGCCGGCUGUUGUCCACACUGAUCAAGCGUGGCGGGAAGGAGGGUACGGAAUUUGCAGAGGACUCAGAAAACGAACGGACUCGCCAGAUCAAUGCGAUCCUGGAGAAGACAUACUACGAUGUGGAAACCCACUCGCCUGAGUCAUUGGACUGGUUCAACGUUCUAAUAGCGCAGACGAUCCAAAAAUUCAGAGAGGAGGCGCUGCAGAAAGACAAUAUUGUGCAUUCGCUCAACGACUUUAUUAGCCGGAAAUCAAGCCAGCUACCGAACUACCUGGAUGCCGUGAAGAUUACAGAGCUGGAUAUCGGCGAUGACUUCCCGAUUUUCUCGAACUGCAGAAUUAAGUAUUCACCGCCGUUGAACAAGAAGCGUCUGGAGGCUAAAAUUGAUAUUGAUUUGAGCGAUCGAUUGACGCUGGGAAUUGAGACAAGGUUGUUGAUGAACUAUCCGAAAUAUCUGACGGCUUCCUUGCCGGUGAAGCUGACUGUAUCCAUGUUACGUUUCCAGGCGUGCCUCACUGUUUCUCUAACUACUGCGGAGGAAUUUGUGCCGACGAUGGCGGCGACAACUGACACAGAUGCAGGCGAUAGCGAGGGACACUAUUUGGUAUUCUCGUUUUCGCCCGAUUACCGCAUGGAAUUUGACAUUAAGUCGUUGAUCGGCGCUCGCUCUAAACUGGAAAAUAUCCCGAAGAUCAGCAGUCUGGUCGAAUACCAAAUAAAGAAGUGGUUUAUGGAUAGAUGCGUGGAACCGCGGUUCCAAUUUGUAAAGCUGCCAAGUAUGUGGCCUAGGAGCAAGAACACCCGGGAGGAAAAAUCAGACAUGCAGGAGGAGGAUCCAUCAAGAGCCCCUGAGUAG
Molecule: messenger RNA, 1335 nt
Organism: Eremothecium gossypii ATCC 10895
Lineage: Eukaryota; Fungi; Ascomycota; Saccharomycetes; Saccharomycetales; Saccharomycetaceae
Gene: MMM1
Product: ERMES complex subunit MMM1
Exons: 1
Coding region: 1-1335 (444 amino acids)
Biological process (GO): phospholipid transport; mitochondrion organization
Cellular component (GO): endoplasmic reticulum; ERMES complex
Molecular function (GO): lipid binding
Source: RefSeq, marked provisional